AUGCGCAUUUCAAUGCUUCUCUUGUUUCUUCUUGCAUUUCGAGCGGCCGGGGCAACUUGCCCAUGCGAUGGAAUAACUAUCGCUGGAAGUGAUCAGGAUCACUGCUGGCAAAUUCAAGCCAGAACUGGAUCCACUUGGGGAGAAGCUGAUGAUUCAUGUGUGGCUGUUGGAGGACAUCUUGGACAUCCGUCUGCAGACAACUACGCUUCGAUCAUUGCAUUCGGUCAGAAGGAAUCGAGUUUGCCGGUCUUGACUGGAAUUGUGGCUGGAAAUAUGGAAAUUCCGGUUGUUGGAGCGUUGUGCCAGGAUAAUGGGUACUAUGGUGUGAUUGCGAACACGACUGGAUUGAUUAAAAAUACGCCAACAACUUCCACUACGUGCACUUACAUCAAAUCCUCAUCUGAUGCUCUCGUCUUUGAUUCUUGCUCAAUUGAUGCCAAUAUCUUGUGUGAUCGCCCGCUGGAAAAAAACGACUACUGUAGCAUCAUGGCAAAUUGCUCAUCAACCACCACAAUGUUCUCCAGCACUACCAGUUUGUCAUCAACGACAGGAUUGACUUCGACGACCUCUCUAUUCUCCUCGACUACAGGAUCCUCCACGGCGACCGGACUUACCACACCAACAGAAAUUACGACAGCCGCUGUGACUUCUAACAUCUCAACCACGUCAACAGCCACGCAACCCCCCGUCGCUUCGUCAUCGCCAGCAACAGGUGGAACGUCUCCAAUCACCACUCCACAAACCGGUGGAUCAACAGCUGUAACAGGGACUACGGUCACUACUAAAGGUUUGGGAGGAUCAGGAGGUGGUUCCGGUUCUGGAACUGUUACAACAUUGGCAACAAAUCCAACUACGUGCCAGUGUCCUAACAACAAUAAUGGAGUAGCAACAACACCUGCAACAACGACUAAACCUUCGGAAGGCUCGUGCUCUCAACCAUCGGGAUGUUUGAAGUAUCAAUGGAAGAUUUUUGGAAUGUGCGUGGAUUGGAGAGCAAUGUUGGCCUUGAUUGGAAUCAUGUUUGGAAUUUUCUUGUUCUGCUGUUUGUGCCAUUGCUGUAUGCAUGCGUGUAUGUAUUGUUCGCCAAGAAAGAAAGAUCAAGUCAAAAAAGUAGACUAUGAUGUCGAGAAAUCGGAUGCUGUUAUUCUUCCACCUCCAGCUAUCCAACCAGAACCAGUUUACAUCACAGUGCCAGAAAAGCACGAAUCUGUUUACGGAUUCCACACCAAGGAAAUUAUCCACGUGUUGCCUGAGAAACCAGCUACUAAGGAUGUUGCCACAAUGACCGAUCAAAUCGACGAGCUGCCUGCAUUCCUUCCAGUUCCUGUUAACGCUCCAGUCAUGAAACGCAAGAAGGCAGUUAAGAAACCAAAGAAGAUGUUCAUCCCAGCUACCGCUGAUCCAAUUGAGGAAGAUGUCGCUGCUGAAAUCCCAAUCGAUAUUCCUGACAGCCCAGGAGCCCGUUCUGUUGCUCCACUUGGUGACGUUCCUGAGCCUGUUCCGAUGGUCCCGUUGAAUUUCUCUUGUAAUCCGAAGCCAAUUGUGCCAGAGCCAAAGCCACAAGAUGGCAUUCCGCCAAUGCCAAGAACUAAUCAGAACUCUCCCGGGGCGCCGGCUCAUCAACGGAAGCCGCAAUCUGAUAACGAGGAAUUUGAUCCGUCCGGAUUAAGAUCACCACCAAUUCCACCCGCAGGAAAAUCAAAUGCUAAUGCUCCAAGAAGAAUGACGUUCUCCCCAAUUGCUGAUGAGUCUGAAGAGGAAACCGGCGCUCGCAUUCCGUCACCACCUCGUGAGCCAAGAGCAUCAUCUGGAGGAAGAAAAGGAAACGGCGAGAACAAUGGAUCCGGUGGUCUUCGCUCGAACUCGAAUUCGGAAAAUCGUCCAACUUUGAAGAAUCAACGUCUCAACGAAAUGUCAUCCCCAACUCCGGCGGCUAAUGCACCUGCUAAAUCUCCGGUUCCUUCGAGUGGUGGAGCCUCCAACAAUCCGUUUGCGAAUAUUGGUGGAGGAGGAAAUUCGCCAGCGUUUGGAGGGGAGGGAGGAUCGGGACCACAUCCAGGAGAUGAUGUUGGAAUGAGAGCUGCUAGAGGAAAACUUGGAGGGGCUGUCCGGGGCGGUGGCGGUGGUGGAGAAGCACCAAGUGGAUGGAAACCAUGGGCCAAAGGAGGUGCACGUCGUUAA
Caenorhabditis briggsae is the source of this 2181-nucleotide messenger RNA. RefSeq names its product Protein CBR-CWP-5 (gene Cbr-cwp-5). The transcript is spliced from 11 exons. Lineage: Eukaryota; Metazoa; Nematoda; Chromadorea; Rhabditida; Rhabditidae. The record is from RefSeq and is a predicted model, not a curated record. Bases 1 to 2181 code for a protein of 726 amino acids.